AUGACCGUGGCUCUUAAUGUUAUUUUUCUUUGCCUAGACCAUGACAAAAUGUUUAAGAUGAGUGAAAAGAUCUUACUCCUGUGUGUUGGGGAGGCUGGAGACACUGUACAGUUUGCAGAAUACAUCCAGAAAAACGUUCAGCUCUACAAAAUGAGAAAUGGUUACGAAUUGUCUCCUACUGCAGCUGCAAACUUUACACGACGAAACCUUGCUGACUAUCUUCGGAGUCGAACCCCUUACCACGUCAACCUUCUCCUGGCUGGCUAUGAUGACCAGGAAGGUCCUGCCCUUUAUUACAUGGAUUAUCUUGCGGCUCUGGCUAAAGCUCCUUUUGCAGCGCAUGGAUACGGUGCAUUCCUUACCCUCAGCAUCCUCGACCGCUAUUACAAGCCAAGUAUCACACGUGAGGAAGCGGUGGAGCUCCUAAAAAAAUGUCUAGAGGAGCUUCAGAGCCGCUUCAUCCUAAAUCUGGCUUCUUUCAAUGCCCGGUUCAUUGACAAAGAUGGCAUCCAUGAAGUGGACAAUAUACUCCUUGCAAAAUCGAUGUCCUAACCCCUGAGAUCCUUCUUCAGCAGUCAUCUUUUUUGUUCACUUCUGGGGUUUUUUUUCUAUUCACUUGAAGCAUGCAAGUCUUGUACUGCACUGGGAGAUCGAAUAAAGAUUGACAUUUA
Molecule: messenger RNA, 671 nt
Organism: Egretta garzetta (little egret)
Lineage: Eukaryota; Metazoa; Chordata; Aves; Pelecaniformes; Ardeidae
Gene: PSMB2
Product: proteasome 20S subunit beta 2
Exons: 5
Coding region: 1-552 (183 amino acids)
Biological process (GO): proteasomal protein catabolic process
Cellular component (GO): cytosol; proteasome core complex; proteasome core complex, beta-subunit complex
Molecular function (GO): peptidase activity
Source: RefSeq, a predicted model, not a curated record